This is a messenger RNA of Pyrus x bretschneideri (Chinese white pear), 1280 nucleotides long. RefSeq names its product protein sym-1. Lineage: Eukaryota; Viridiplantae; Streptophyta; Magnoliopsida; Rosales; Rosaceae. The record is from RefSeq and is a predicted model, not a curated record. Gene Ontology annotation, cellular component: membrane; cytoplasm. Bases 111 to 1088 code for a protein of 325 amino acids. The transcript has 8 exons.
UCGCUUGUUUAAAAGUUGUUCUGGUUGACCCUGUGGAUUGAAUUGGCUAUAGCCCGGCGUGGAAUUGCUCUAAAGCUCAGCCUGUCAACCUCAAAACGUCACAUUUUCAAAUGCCCAGAACCCUUCAAUCCAUUUCAUUGCAGGAAAUGGCUCUAAACCCUGCAUCCCUCACUCGUAAAACCCCGCUCCUAAACCGGUUCGUGGGUUCUUCUCGUAGACCCUUUUUGCAUUCUUGUACUACAUAUAGGAUUGCAGCAACUCCAGUUCAGAUAUGGGAAUUUAGGAGCACUUCUGUGUGCCAGUCUCACCCGCAUGCUCUGCAUUCUCACUCAUUUUCCCUCAAUUCCGGCAUUGGAGUCGUGCUUAAGGACUUGGGUCGUUCUGAACUGGGUUUAAGGCAACUGGGCUAUGACCGGUUUCGUCUUUCGGUUAUCUCCGAUGGUGGGUCGGGUGGUACUGGUGGAGACGGCGGCUCUGGUGAUGGAAAUUAUGGCGGCAGAGGUGAAGGGGGUGCCAACGGUGAAGGCGGUGGCGGUGGUCGUGGUGAAAACAAUUGGUCAUUGCUUUCGUGGUAUUUGGAUCUUCUUGCAAAGUAUCCAGUUGCAACAAAAGCUCUGACAUCUGCUCUUUUAACUCUUAUUGGGGAUAUGGUCUGCCAGCUUGUCAUUGAUAAAGCUCCGUACCUGGACCUGAAAAGAACGUUCUUGUUUACCCUGAUGGGGCUGGUGUUAGUAGGUCCGACGUUGCAUUUCUGGUAUUUGUAUCUAAGCAAACUGGUAACGACGCCUGGAGCAUCAGGUGCAUUCCUGCGCCUUGUACUUGAUCAGUUUCUUUUUGCUCCUACAUUCAUUGGAGUUUUCUUAUCAACAUUGAUGACGCUGGAGGGAAAACCUUCACAAGUUGUACCCAAGCUUCAACAGGAGUGGUUUUCUGCUGUGCUAGUUAAUUGGCAACUGUGGAUACCUUUCCAAUUUCUCAACUUUCGGUUUGUCCCACAGCAAUUCCAGGUCCUUACUGCUAAUUUUAUAGCUUUGACAUGGAAUGUUAUCCUCUCAUUCAAAGCUCACAAAGAGGUUCUUCAAAAAUAGAUAUGGGAUAAUUGCAGAGAAGAAGCUGUUUCCGGGAGACCUUUGUUCCGUUUUAGAAGGUUAAUGUUGUACGCUUGAAAGAACUAUGUACCAAUGGAAAGUUUUGUAUCGGCGUUUUGGGGUCGGAAUUCCUGUAGCUUGUCGUUUAAUGUAAAUUGCUAGACUGGUAAUGGAAAUUGAAGUGUUUAUGCC